Molecule: messenger RNA, 1008 nt
Organism: Fonsecaea erecta
Lineage: Eukaryota; Fungi; Ascomycota; Eurotiomycetes; Chaetothyriales; Herpotrichiellaceae
Exons: 1
Coding region: 1-1008 (335 amino acids)
Source: RefSeq, a predicted model, not a curated record
AUGGAAAAUUCAGAAUACGCCACGGCUCCGGUCCAGAUCAUCAGGGUCAACAACAGUACGUUUGCAUACCGACUGUUUGGCAACAACAGCAGGACACAACAAGACGACGGCGACGACGACGUCCCUCUCCUCCUGCCGACGCACUUCCGCAGCCGUCUGGACUUCUGGGACCCUGCCUUGAUCAACGCCCUCGCUACGCAACGCCGACUGCUUCUGCUCGACAACCAUGGCAGUGCGGAGCCCCAGUCUCUCAAAGGGAGCAAAAGGACCGCAAGGCCCGAUGCGCGACGAACCCAGACGGCAACGACGUCGCCCGCGACGGCCCUGUCCUUUCAGUUUUGGGCCAGGGAGAUCGUGGCCUUGAUCAAGGCACUCGGCUUCAAGCAGGUCGAUGUAUUGGGAUUCAGCAUGGGGGGCUUCAUUGCGCAGAUGUUGGCUCUCGACGCCCCCCCCGGUUUGAUCAGAAAACUCAUCCUCGCGGGCACCGCGCCCAGCCAGGGACCGGGCGUCGAAAGUGGGGAUAUGCAGUACUUCCAGAAUCUGACGAAUGCAGUCACGGAUGGCGACGUCAAGGCAGGCUUCCUCGCCGGAUUCUUUGGGUUGAGUGAAGACAGACAGAAAACGGGUGAGAAAUGGUGGAACCGUAUCACGAGCUGCUCAUCUAUGUGGCCAUUUGUCUCGACCAACGACAUCGAUGGCCAGAUCACGGCGAUGAUGAGGUGGUAUGGUCUCACCCACCGCGACGAGGGGUCGUAUGACCGACUGGGCGAGAUCAGCUGUCCUGUCUUGAUCUUGUGCGGUCAGAGGGACAAACUGGUACCUGAACAGAACAGCAUUCUGCUGUGGCAGAAGAUCAGCCAGGCCAACCCCAACGUCCACAUACACAUGUACCCAGAGUCGGGCCACGGGUUUAUGUUUGAAUACCAUCAUCAUUGUGCGAGACUGGUCAAUGAAUUUUUGGAUGAAAGGGUAAAAGUGCAGUGUUCAUGCGAAUACUGUCGAUACUGA